AUGAGGGGGGGAGGCAGCGUCACAACGGCGGUGAGAAGGGCAGAGAAAGAACUGAACACAGAUGAAUCAAUCAGCAGAAGAAAUGACACCUCACUGCAGGGCACAGUGACUACUGCUGCAGCUGUAAGAGAAGUAGAAGAAGAAGAAGAAGAUGUGACAAUGAGAGCAGUGCUUUCACAGCUCAGUGACACUGCUGUCUCUGCCUUCAACCUGGCUUUCUUGAUGAUCACAGAGGCUGCUGCCACAUCAUGA
Molecule: messenger RNA, 252 nt
Organism: Blastomyces dermatitidis ER-3
Lineage: Eukaryota; Fungi; Ascomycota; Eurotiomycetes; Onygenales; Ajellomycetaceae
Exons: 1
Coding region: 1-252 (83 amino acids)
Source: RefSeq, a predicted model, not a curated record